GAAAAAAAAGCACUUCCGGUCUGAGUUUGAAAGGCGGAACAAGCGCCGCUUGAAGCGGCCGUACGGAGGGAACAAAGGACGACUGAGUUAACCAAUAUGGAAAUAGGCUGCUCUCCUUAGCCCAAUCUCCAGCCACGAUGUCAAAACGACCAUCCUACGCCCCUCCCCCUCCCCCUGCCCCCACAACACAAAUGCCUUCCACCCCAGGGUUUGUGGGCUACAACCCUUACAGCCAUCUGGCCUACAACAACCUCCGGCUGGGAGGGAGCUCCGGAGGCUCCAGCAGGAACUCCUCAGGCAUCACCGUCCCAAAGCCGCCCAAACCUCCAGACAAGCCACUGAUGCCUUACAUGCGGUACAGCCGGAAGGUAAGCAGGAAGGUAUGGGACCAAGUGAAGGCAUCCAACCCGGACCUUAAGCUGUGGGAGAUUGGAAAGAUUAUCGGAGGGAUGUGGAGGGACCUGACUGAUGAGGAGAAACAGGACUACCUGAACGAGUAUGAGGCUGAGAAGAUCGAGUAUAACGACUCUUUAAAGGCGUACCACAACUCGCCAGCCUACCUGGCCUACGUCAACGCUAAGAACCGGGCUGAGGCCGCAAUGGAGGAGGAGAGCAGACAGAGGCAGAGUCGUAUGGACAAAGGGGAGCCAUACAUGAGCAUUCAGCCCGCUGAGGACCCUGAUGACUACGACGACGGUUUUUCAGUGAAGCACACAGCAGCCGCCCGCUUCCAGAGGAACCACCGGCUCAUCAGCGACAUCCUCAGUGAGAUUGUGGUGCCUGACGUCCGCUCCGUGGUCACCACAGCCCGCAUGCAGGUCCUCAAGAGGCAGGUCCAGUCUCUUAUGGUGCACCAGAGAAAGCUGGAGGCAGAACUUCUGCAGAUUGAGGAUCGCCACCAGGACAAGAAAAGGCGCUUCCUGGAGACCACUGACUCAUUCAACACUGAACUCAAGCGGCUGUGCAGUCAGAAGGUUGAGGUGGACAUGGAGAAGCUAGCAGCAGAGAUGGCUGCUGCCGAGGAGGCAGCCAGGCGCCGGGCAGAGGAGAGAGAGCGCGAGGCGGCCGAGCAGGCAGAGAAAGCUGCUCAGCAGGCUCAACAACAACAACAACAGCAGCAACAGCAGCAGCAACAGCAGCAGCAGCAACAACAACAACAGCAACAACAGCAGCAGGAGGCUGCUGGGAACAAAGCUGCAGAGCAAAGUAGUGCUAAUGCUAGCAGCACAGCUAACCCCACCUCAGGGACCAAGGAGGAGGACAAGCCCACACCAAUGGAGACAGAUGAGGCGACACCUGCAGAGCCUUCGUCAGACCCCCAACCUGCACCCCCCCCUCCGUCUGACCCCCCCUCUUCUGCCUCUGAUAAAGCAACCCCUCCCCCUGAGCCCCCCAGGGAGAGCAGCACUCCUAACAGCAGUGCCCCCAGUGACGACUGCAGCAAUAGCAGCAACAGCAACAGCAUGGCCCCUCCUCCCUCAGACGGCGCCACUGGAGCUGCGGCCCCGGCAGUCCCUGACCCCCCAGCCGCCCAGGAAGCCAACUCCAGUGCAGCUGACCCUAAUGCGGCCGCAGCGCCUCCGCCUCCCCCUGCCUCAGAAGAACCAGCCCCUCCCCCCCCUCCACUACUACCCCCCAGCCAGAGCAGUCAGCAGUAUGAUAUGUAACAGUGGUUGGAGCUGUAGAAGCCCCGCCCCCUCUCCUGGCUGCAGCAGCAGCGGGCGUGGAACAAGUGGCUCUGUGAUAGGAGACGUGCUGAGUGGUUGAGGGUCUGAUGGUCUGGUCAAUACAUAUUUCACCAUCCAGCCUCACUGAGCUGGACCAAACAAGGAUUAGGACUCAAAUCUGCAAACAAUUCUUGUUUUUUAAAAUUUACCCAGCAUGCCUGGUUUUGCCAAUAAAUUGAAAUGUCACCAAAGAGUACAACAUUUGACCGAUUGAGUUUGUGCUACAGGCAUUGUACAAGCCAUUCCUUGCCAUUUUUAGAAACUUUAUUAUAAAAUGGGCCAAUAGUAAUGCUGCUGGCUGCUUGGAUGUCACAUACAGGGAUCUAACUCAACCCCUCCCAUCACUGUUACUGCUGGCUGCUACUAUUUAUUGUCCAAAAUCCAUCCGUUAAUCCUCAAAUACAGUCCUAUCAGUUUAUCAUUAAUGUAUAAAAUGUCAAAAAUGUGUGAUUUGUGAAUCGCAACUUCCCAGAGCUCAAGGUGACAUCUUAAAAUGUC
Molecule: messenger RNA, 2225 nt
Organism: Morone saxatilis (striped sea-bass)
Lineage: Eukaryota; Metazoa; Chordata; Actinopteri; Moronidae
Product: SWI/SNF-related matrix-associated actin-dependent regulator of chromatin subfamily E member 1-like
Exons: 11
Coding region: 138-1667 (509 amino acids)
Biological process (GO): negative regulation of DNA-templated transcription
Cellular component (GO): SWI/SNF complex
Molecular function (GO): nuclear receptor binding; nucleosomal DNA binding
Source: RefSeq, a predicted model, not a curated record